GUUUUCAUUCUAUUGUUCCCACAAUACAAAAUAAAAGUGACAAUUUCCCCAGGGAAAUGUCGGCCGCUAGUGUCCCGUUCACCCUAUCUCCUGUAUUUACCCUCAAAAUGUCAGUAGCACAUGAAAAAUGCCUCUUCAAGCAAGAACAAGGCAAAAUUUUCAAUUUUCCUAAUUUACAUGGUGCCUUCAACAGUGACCAUCAACCGAAUGAUAAAAACACGCAUAACAUCGGGUACAACUGGCAAGGUCUGUGACUGGUGCGAUAAAACCGAAAAAAAAGGGGGGGAAGCACCCAGAGAAAUUAAAACUCCAAUGACCCCGAGAGUGACAGUCACGUCAAGCGUUAUCACUUUUUUUCGCCUCCCUUGUCACCCAGUUCCCCUGGGGGAUUCACCUUCGAGGAAACGACGCGAAAACCUUGUCAUUUUAAUCUACCAAACUGGAGGAGAUACACCUGCAUCGCGAAUUGCGCUAAGUGUUUAUGGCACUUCUGAGGUCAUGCCUAUAAUUUCUUGGAGACGAAGGCUGAAAACUUAUCUCAGAAGGUCUCCGGAUGAUAUAGUGACUUUGAAUUCUCUGAGCCAUAUGACCUUGUGCACGGAGUUGAGCCCUUCCUGCGAAGGGUCGAUUGCGUGAAUGAAUUUCAGGGAAAUGUCAAUGAUUCUCUUCGAAAUUUAUUAUUUGGAAAAUGCUGAAGUAGUUCAACAAACCUAAUGAUAAUGGACAAGAAAAUACUCCAAGCAAAAGAUUUAAUUAUAAUCAAUCUAUUCGAUAAUUAAUCGUAUCCUGUGGGCCCGAACCUGCCCUGUUUGCCGCUAGGGGAUGUGGAACCUGGUGCUGGCCCCACCUCACAUUUUCAAGGACUUCUAUUACCGAUUUAUGUUCUUUAAAUCACUCUUGAUUAGUUCCAUCAUCUUAACCCAGAUUGAACAAUUUAUUAAAGCUCUAUUUCAUCUCUUUCCACCAGAUGUUUGUUCUAAAUUCAUAGUGCAAAUUUCAACCGUAUUUUAAUAGUUUUUUCAUCGCUCGCGUGCUUGUAAUUGAUACAAUUUGUUCGACUCAUUACGACUUCCAGCGUUAUAUGUAAAUUACCAAAAUGAUGAUGAAUAUUUUAUUGAAUAUAAUCCGCAGAUGUCAAUGAUCCCAUAUCUCCCACUCCGUCCUACGCACAACGAUGGCCGAGUAACAUUGCCCUUUUAUAAUUAAAAUCCGAAAAGAGUGAAAAGUAAAAAAAAAAUUCAUUGUCUCGUGGAAAUACAAUUGUCGAAAAGCAGAGCGGGGGAGGAGGAGUUGCGAUGUGAUAACAAAAGCAGCCGGUCGGGAGCUGUCUGGGUAUCCUCCAUUGGGUUAGACCGACGGGCACGAGGACAGGGCUGCCUAGAGUGGGAAAAUAAUACAUAAUAAAAUACCGAGGGAAUAUAUAGCUGGGUUUGUGCGACGGGAUUUCAGUUGUUACAUUGUUGAUAAUGGGACCGCGGUGAAGUGAAAUUAUUUCAACACGUAACGUUUAUUUGAGCGCUUGAUAUGUACAAAAUUCUACUGUUCCUGUUGACCCUCACCCGGAUUGAGUCGGCCAUCCCCAGUAUUAGUGAUGUUUUGCUUGGCAAUGCUGGCAAUGCUCUGCAAUCUUUCAUGACAAAAGUCCCAGAGGACUACCGAGUUUAUUGGAAUGUUCCCACAUUUAUGUGUCACAAGUAUGGAUUGCAUUUCGAGGAGGUUCAGAGGGAUUACGGAAUCAUUCAGAACAGAAACGAUGAUUUUAGAGGGGACAAAAUUGCUAUUUUAUAUGAUCCCGGAUAUUUUCCAGCCAUUUUGAAGACACCAAAUGGCUCCAUGUACCUGAGAAAUGGGGGAGUACCUCAAGAGAGUGACAUUCAGAAGCACCUGGAGCUCUUUCGAGUCCACGUGAACGAGCAGCUAUCCCAGGACUUCAGCGGAGUCGGAAUCAUUGACUUCGAGAGCUGGAGGCCGAUCUUCAGGCAGAAUUGGGCCUCCCUGGCGCCCUAUCGGGACUUGUCUAUAGACAUUGAGCGAAAAAAGCACAUUUACCCCGAUCAGAAGAGCAUUGAACGAGCGGCGAUCAGGAGGUUCGAGGCGGCCGGGAGGAUGUACAUGCAGGAGACGAUAAAACUCGCGAAAUCCUUGAGGCCCCGGGCCUCAUGGGGGUAUUAUGCCUAUCCCUACUGCUUCAAUCUGACGCCUCGACAGAUGAACUGGAGGUGCGAUGAAAAACUGAAAGAUGAUAAUGAUCGGAUGCAGUGGCUCUGGCCGCUCGAGGAUGUCCUCUUCCCGUCCGUAUACUACAGAAUGUCGUUAUCUAGCAAUCAAAUAAAUGGACUGAUAAUCGGAAGAAUCCAGGAGUCACAGAGACUCAUUAAAAAAUAUUCCCUGUCUUCUACGAUUUUACCGUACUUCUGGUACAGAUAUCACGAUCGGGAAAAUAAAUUACUCUCCCAGGCCGAUGUCCGUGACAGUUUCAGUGCGAUGGCGCGCAACGGAGCAAGUGGACAUAUUAUAUGGGGGAGUUCGGGGGAGUUUACAUCGAAAAAGAAAUGUCAGGAAUUCAGGGAUUACCUGAAUAAUGUCCUGGGACCUGCAGUGCUAGAACUAACUAAAUUCUCGCCGAAGUUAAGCGAGCCCUCCCGAGACAUUGAAAACAUCAUCUCCGAUGAACAUUUCAGGAACAAAACGGACAAAUAGAAGAUUUCGCUUUAAUCAAUAGAUUGAUCAAUUUAUUGGCAAUAAAUGAAAGUAAUUUUUUUUCGU
Diachasmimorpha longicaudata is the source of this 2766-nucleotide messenger RNA. Its product is annotated as hyaluronidase-like. Gene Ontology annotation, biological process: hyaluronan catabolic process; defense response; carbohydrate metabolic process. The coding region runs from base 1525 to 2700 and encodes 391 amino acids. NCBI's taxonomy places the organism in Eukaryota, Metazoa, Arthropoda, Insecta, Hymenoptera, Braconidae. Gene Ontology annotation, molecular function: hyalurononglucosaminidase activity. The record is from RefSeq and is a predicted model, not a curated record. The transcript is spliced from 6 exons.